GGUUAUACCUGACAAGGUAAUACAAUGAAUUUCAGUGAACCUGGAAUGAUGAAACAAUCGGACUUCUGUUUAGAGUCUGUGAAUAGAUCUUGCCCAAAGAUCACCUACCCAACAGCGAUACGGAUUCCACUGUAUAUUUUCUUCAUGACCAUCAUUGUUCUAACCAUGUGUGGAAACCUCCUUGUCAUUAUUUCCAUCGCUCAUUUCAAACAGCUGCACACUCCAACCAACUACCUCAUCCUCUCUCUGGCAGUGACUGACUUCCUUCUGGCAGUAGUCAUCAUGCCACCUAGCAUGGUGCGCACAAUUGAGACAUGCUGGUACUUUGGAGAUGUGGUCUGUAAAAUAUAUUUAAGUACAGAUGUAAUGCUAUCCAAUGUGUCCAUUUUAAAUCUUUCUUUCAUUUCCAUUGAUCGAUAUUAUGCAGUUUGCCAGCCCCUCCACUACAGGACCAAGAUCACCACUUGUACUGCAGUGAUCAUGAUCUUGAUCAGUUGGAACCUGUCAUUUAUCAUUGGGUUUGGAAUGAUAUUUAUGAAACUGAACAUUUUGGGUAUUGAAGAUUUUUACUACAAUACCAUUCAUUGCUUUGGAGGCUGUUUCUUUUUUGUGAGCAAGACAUCUGCUAUUCUAGCUUCAGUUCUAUCUUUUUACAUCCCUGGGUUCAUUAUGCUGGUCAUAUAUAAGAAAAUAUUCCAUGUUGCCCAGAAGCAAGCCCGUUCUAUUCACAGCACUGCCUGUAACAAUGUGAACUCUGAAAACAGCAAAAUGGAGCAAAAGGCUACAAAGACUCUAGCGAUUGUUUUGGGGGUAUACCUGUCAUGCUGGGCACCCUUUUUUCUGUGUAACAUAAUUGAUCCAAUCAUUAAUUAUUCCAUUCCUCCUGCUUUAUAUGACUCGCUUAUCUGGAUUUGCUAUUUGAAUUCAACUUGUAAUCCUUUUGUUUAUUCUUUCUUUUACAUUUGGUUUAGGAAAGCUUUCAAAAUGAUCAUUUUUGGCAAUAUAUUUCAAGCGCAUUCCUCAAGAACAAAAUUGUCCACAGACUGAAAUCUCUUGCUUUAUCUCUGACUUCGACUUCAAUAAAAGUCUUGGAAAAGAAAUACAAAUGAAAUUAUAGAAACUGAAUGAUAAGACUUUACAGCAUCAUGUUAGCACUUACAUUUUAUAAAUAUGCAAAAUAAAAUAACAGUUAAGAAUGAAAUCAUGAGUACAAAUAAAAUUAGAAAAGUUUGCAAUUUAAUAGUAUCACUGAACUUGUAGUACUAAAUUUAAUACAAGAGACCAGUUUUCCAAGAUAAA
Anguilla rostrata (American eel) is the source of this 1299-nucleotide messenger RNA. Its product is annotated as trace amine-associated receptor 1-like. Gene Ontology annotation, biological process: G protein-coupled receptor signaling pathway, coupled to cyclic nucleotide second messenger; chemical synaptic transmission. Gene Ontology annotation, molecular function: neurotransmitter receptor activity; trace-amine receptor activity; G protein-coupled serotonin receptor activity. The record is from RefSeq and is a predicted model, not a curated record. NCBI's taxonomy places the organism in Eukaryota, Metazoa, Chordata, Actinopteri, Anguilliformes, Anguillidae. The transcript has a single exon. Gene Ontology annotation, cellular component: dendrite; plasma membrane. Bases 25 to 1047 code for a protein of 340 amino acids.